CGGAGAACAAACAGCAGAACAGAGUCAACUGAGUGACCCUCACAGGAUGAGGCCUCACUUCCAGGGAUUUUUGUGUAUUAUGUGCUCUCAGAUCCUCCACAUCACAUGCACCCUCUAGGCUUAUGUUUUGUUGGCCUUUGCUUCUAACUAUUCAUUUCAAAGCUUUCAACCACAGCAUGCUCUGAGUCUAUCCAUGACGUUGGCAACAUGACAACAUGUGGUACUUGUUUGGGUCAUUGCGCCAGUGCCAAUAGCUGCCAUCAUGUACCUCGAGCAGUGAAGUCUGCAUGCCAGAUGCCUUUGUCUGGACAGAGUUGAAAUGGUACUGGUCCUAGAUAUACCAUGCUUACAUGGAGUUAAACUAUAGGCUAUUUGUUAACACUUGACAUUAUGGUUGAGCCUACUUAAAAUUAUUUAUAAAAGGGUUUUAAGGGGUUUCAACUGUUAAUUAUUAGUUUAUAGAUAGGCAUAUAACUGUUGAAUACAUAUUUAUAAACUAACACAUUGGUUGAAAUGUUGUGCUUGUCAUUUAACUGCUUGCAAAAAAUUGCGUAAUAAUCGGGACUACAGAAAACAAGACAACGUUCAAUUAUAUUGUUAUUUUAUUUUUAGGAUGGGCAUGUCAUGGCAUGCUCAUGUCGAUAGGCAACCCCCCACACCUCUCUGAUUCAGAGGGGUUGGGUUAAAUGCAGAAGACACAUUUCAGUUGAAUGCAUUCAGUUGUACAACUGACUAGGUAUCCCCUUUCCUUGCCCAGUAUGUAUGUUGCCUCUAUGCUGUCAGCGGCUCCUAAAUCUAGAUAUUGCAACAUUCAUCUGUUUUCAAUGACUAGUAGCAAACUUUUUGGACUGACUCAUUCUAAGUGUAUAACUGACAAAUUAAACAAACUACUGUAUAUUCAGUUAAAACAGAAAAGAAACAACAUUUUAAAUAUUUAGUCUAUAGCCGAAGGUUCACAAUGAUUUUGGUGUAAUACAAGAUUGAGAACCACUUUGACGCGCCUACAAAGUGCCGUUUAUUUUGCCACUCCCCCCUCUUUUAUGUUGAAUGGAACAUCCUGAACUAGUCCCGACUCGCACUUGGGAGGAUUUUUUUUAUAAUUAACCCACUGGGGUAGGAAUAGACGUUGGGUGCAACUGAACUGACACCAGUACAGGGGGUACGGUACAUUCACUGUCGGUUCAGGUUGUAAAGUACAGUAAUAAUACAUUCCAGUGACAAAUGAAGUACCAGUGUUUUUACCUAUUGUUGCAGGGAUCACUUAACCAGCUAGUUAUUGGGAGAAGUUUGUUUCAAUCACCUUUCUCCAUCUUGAAAGACAAACGUGGCUUAAUUGGAAUAUAGGGGUCUCUAGUAUUUGGGUAUGCUUCCUCAUUCUGCGGUACAAGGACAGGAGAGCAGAGAGUAAAAAUACAUUAAUUCACCACAAAAGUCAUGUUGUACUGGACUGUACUGCCUGAUCGGAAAGUAUUGCUGUUGGUGACACUUCUAUGGGACUACCUCUGUGCUGAGGAACUGAAGCCCACGAGAUGGCCACUGUAUCUCCAAAAGCCUCUGGUCCUGGCCUGGAAUGCUCCGACCGAGGACUGCAGCCCGCGGCACGGUAUUCACUUUCAGCUGGAGCAGUUCCAGAUUGUGGCGUCGCCCAGCAAGGGCUUUGUCCGCCAGAACCUCACCAUAUUUUACAAGGACCGCUUGGGGUUGUACCCUUAUUAUAAUGAGCAUGAUGGUACUGUCAUGAACGGUGGGCUCCCGCAGGUUGCCAGUCUCACUCAGCACCUGGAGAAGAUGCCGGAGGGAAUUCAGUAUUACAUACGCGAAGCAGGGGCCAAGGGACUGGCAGUUAUUGACUGGGAGGAGUGGCGACCACUGUGGAUCCGCAACUGGGACGUCAAGAAUGUGUACCGCAACCAGUCAAGGCAGCUGGUGGCCCAGAAGAACCCAGCCUGGCCCGCAGAGCGUGUGGCUAAGGUAGCCCAGCAGGAGUUUGAGAUGUCAGCCCGGAAGUUCAUGCUGGAGACCCUGAGGCUGGCCAAGAGCCUGCGGCCCAACCAGCUGUGGGGGUUCUACUUGUUCCCAGACUGCUACAACCAUGACUACAGGAACACUCUGGAGAACUACACGGGCCGCUGCCCUGACGUGGAGGUGGCCCGGAAUGAAAUGCUCAAAUGGCUGUGGAUGGAGAGCACAGCCCUCUUCCCUUCGGUUUACAUGGGCACGGUUCUGCGCUCUUCGCCCUCGGGGCGCCGGUUUGUCCGGAACCGGGUGAAGGAGGGGAUGCGUCUGGCAUCAGGGGGAGACGGGCUGGCACGUCCUGUCUUUGUGUACGCCCGGCCCACCUAUGCCAACGUAUUGGAGCUGUUGACAGAGACGGACCUGGUCUCCACCAUCGGGGAGAGUGUGGCUCUUGGGGCUGCAGGCAUCAUCCUCUGGGGAGACCACGCUUAUGCAAGCAGCAAGGCCAGUUGCUCUAGUCUAAAUGAGUACCUGCGGGGUCCGCUGGGCCGGUACCUGCUCAACGUUACCACGGCAGCAGAGUUGUGCAGCCAGACGCUGUGCGAUUCCCUUGGACGCUGCCUGCGUAAACACCCUGAUACUGAUGCCUACCUGCACCUCAGCACCCGCUCCCACAGAAUAGAGCCCCUGGCAAAUGGAAAACUCAAGGUUCAAGGUCAGCUUGGGGAAGACGACAUAUUGGGCUUUCAGAGGGAGUUCCAGUGCCAGUGCUAUAGUGGCUACCAGGGAGAGGGCUGUGGCCAGAGAGACCCCCAACGACAACGAAGUGUCGCAGCUCCAAUCAUGGCUUCAUGGGUGCACUGUUUUCUCCUGCUACUCAUCACACUCCUGCUCUGAGUGCAAACAGUACAUACACAGGCAUACAGCUACAUUCAAAUAACUGAACGUGUACUGGUAUACACAUGACAUUAUCUACACACAUGUGCAAACAUUAUAUAAAUACACUUUGGGUCAAAUGUAUUCACUGUGGUCCAGAUUGCUGUAAGGUUGGUGGAUCUAUGUGGAACACAGAGUUAUGUGGUUGUUUGUGUGUUGAUUUUUUUCCCCCAUACAUUGGAGGGCUCGCUGGAAAUAACUUUGUUUACAUUGAUCUCUUUCUCAGUCUCCUUCCCACAAUAUAUCUCUCUCAACCCCCCCUCUUUCAAGGUGUCAUUUUCUCAUGAUCCCAAAGUUGAUGUUUUUGUAUGGAAAUGUGUGUUGUUUUCAAGAUGUGCUUCUGAUGUGUGUACGGUUUUGUGUUAUGUGUGAGGCAAAAUGGGGCCGAUGCACUUGAUUCUUGGAAUAGCACAAAAUAGUUCUUAUCACCUGACAUUUUUAUCUUUAGGUUUCAAUAUUUAUGUUAAUGUAUUUUCACGUUUGUUAAAAAGCUUUUGUAAUUUUAUGGCAAAACAAGACUACUAUUUUCGCUCCAAAA
Salmo salar (Atlantic salmon) is the source of this 3430-nucleotide messenger RNA. RefSeq names its product hyaluronidase-2. The record is from RefSeq and is a predicted model, not a curated record. Gene Ontology annotation, biological process: carbohydrate metabolic process; hyaluronan catabolic process. Gene Ontology annotation, cellular component: cytoplasmic vesicle. Gene Ontology annotation, molecular function: hyalurononglucosaminidase activity; hyaluronoglucuronidase activity. NCBI's taxonomy places the organism in Eukaryota, Metazoa, Chordata, Actinopteri, Salmoniformes, Salmonidae.